This is a messenger RNA of Octodon degus (degu), 1619 nucleotides long. It is a transcript of the gene Sergef, whose product is annotated as secretion regulating guanine nucleotide exchange factor. The transcript has 10 exons. The record is from RefSeq and is a predicted model, not a curated record. NCBI's taxonomy places the organism in Eukaryota, Metazoa, Chordata, Mammalia, Rodentia, Octodontidae. Bases 1 to 1212 code for a protein of 403 amino acids.
AUGGAGCGCGAGCUCGGUGCCUCCGAAGCCGCCCCCGCCGCGGCCGCGCUCUUCGCUUGGGGUGCAAAUAGUUAUGGGCAACUUGGCCUUGGCCAUAAGCAAGAUGUGCUUUUGCCCCAGCAACUGACUGACUUCUGCAAACCUGAGUGUGUCAGGAAAAUCACAGGAGGAGGGGGACAUUCUACAAUUGUCAUAGAUGGAGGAGGCCUUUUUGUUUGUGGCUUGAACAAAGAUGGACAGUUGGGGCUUGGUCAUACAGAAGAUGUUCUGUGUUUUACUUUCUGCAAAUCCCUUGGUGGCUGUCCCAUCCAGCAGGUGGCCUGUGGCUGGGAUUUCACCAUUAUGCUCACAGAAAGUGGUCAAGUUCUAUCAUGUGGAUCCAACGCCUUCGGCCAGUUAGGUGUUCCUCCUGGGCCUCGAAGAUGUUUGGUUCCCCAGGCCAUUGAGCUCCUGAGAGAGAAGGUUGUUUGUGUUGCUGCUGGACUGAGGCAUGCACUAGCUGCUACAGUGAGCGGCACUGUGUUCCAGUGGGGGACUGGCUUGGCAUCAUCUGGACGGCAGUUAUGCCCUGGGCAUACUCUUCCAUUGUUUUUGACAGCAGAGGAACCAAGUAGAGUUACAGGCCUAGAGAAUUCUAAAGCAAUAUGUGUUCUCGCCGGCUCAGCCCACUCGGCUGCAUUAACAGAAACUGGCAAGGUGUUUACGUGGGGCCGAGCAGACUAUGGUCAACUAGGGAGGAAUCUGGACACUCAAGAAGACUGGAAACUGGAAAAGCAGGAUUCUUUCUGCCCCUGCUCAGGACCAGAGAACUGCACACCUUCGUCUCUGCCUUGCCUGAUGGGAGCUGCAGAGAUCUCCUGUGGCUCAGAACAUAAUUUGGCAGUAAUUGGUGGGACGUGUUAUUCCUGGGGAUGGAAUGAGCAUGGCAUGUGCGGGGAUGGCACUGAAGCCAAUGUCUGGGCCCCAAAGCCUGUGCAAGACCUGCUGUUGGUGCCAGGACUCCUUGUGGGCUGUGGGGCUGGCCACUCCCUUGCCCUCUGUCAGCUGCCAGGACAACCUGCUCCAGACAAGGAUCUCAACGUCACAUACCAUCCCUCAAAUGCCAUUGGGGACACUGAAUCUCAGGAAGCGUUGGACAAAGAGAAGCUGGAAGGAGAGAUAGCAAUUUCAACCCAAAGCCAAACUGACAAAUCCAGAAAUGAGAAACUGUGAUAGAGAAUGUUUAAUAAAGUGGCUUUUCCCACCAGACGUUUUCCCAGAGACUCACUGUGUUAGGCUGUAGGUUGACUUGAGCCAACAAACCAGAAAAUGGGCAACUGCUUGCCCUGUGUUCAGCUCAACUCAAGGAGACAUCUUUACUCAGCGAGGCAGUGAAGAGGUAGGUCUGUAUGAAAGGACAUGGAAAGCUAAAGCCCCAGCAGGAAGCCUCCGACCUCACCCUGACUGGCAGAUAGAAAACCCUGCCAUAGCCCUGGUGGGUUCAGCAGCCUUUGGUUUGCAAAACAGAGGACUCUAGCAGCCCCAAGCCUAUCCUUAGGUUGUACUCUCAGGACCUAGAGCAGGCAGCUUGCAUGUUCAGAGAUAUUGAGGUCCACUGCCUGGAGAUUAGGGAAAGAAGG